AGUUUGAGCAGCUCAACAUUCCAAUAAAGGUUCCGUGUCAUAUGGCAAAUCUUCGCUGGACUCGUUCACCGAUUCCAAGCCACACAAAUACCACUUCAGUCCGGAACAGAGAACAAGGCAAAAGUGGAAAAUGAAAAGUGAAAAAAGAAAAACACGAAACAAAAUAGUAAAACGGUAAAAAGUGGAGAUCCGGAUAAUCAACCCGAAGCGGACCCGCUGUAAUUAUAUACGAGUGGAGAGCUCAGUCCCUGUUCAAACCCUAGCGAAAAAAAGAGCCCAUCCCAAUAUCCCAUCCCUUUUCCCAUCUCUUCUCUCUCUGGUCUGAAGCCCCGUCCAUGGCUUCACGCAGAAUCGUAUCGUCGCUUCUCCGAUCGGCGUCGCGUCGUUCCGCGUCGUCGUCGAAUCCCAAUCCUAAACUUUUCUCCCCCUCCCCAGCCUCCGCCCGCCGCGCAUCUCCGUAUGGCUACCUUCUCACCCGCACCUCCGAGUACGCUACUUCCGCCGCCGCCGCGGCCCCUGCGCAAUCGGCUCCCGUGAAGACCGGCGGAAAGGAUGUAGGUAAAAUCACCGAUGAUUUCACCGGGAAAGGUGCGAUCGGGCAGGUGUGCCAGGUGAUUGGUGCCGUCGUCGAUGUCAGAUUCACUGAGGGUCUGCCGCCGAUCUUGACUGCUCUCGAGGUGUUGGAUCACUCGAUCCGUCUGGUUUUGGAGGUGGCCCAGCAUUUGGGAGAGAACAUGGUCAGGACCAUUGCUAUGGAUGGUACUGAAGGCUUGGUCAGAGGCCAGCGUGUCCUCAACACCGGUUCUCCCAUCACUGUGCCUGUAGGCAGGGCUACUCUUGGUCGUAUUAUGAAUGUUAUCGGAGAGCCUAUUGACGAGAAGGGAGACAUCUCAACGGAGCACUUCCUGCCCAUCCAUAGGGAAGCUCCAUCCUUUGUUGAGCAGGCCACUGAGCAGCAAAUUCUUGUCACUGGUAUCAAGGUUGUUGAUCUCCUCGCACCAUACCAGAGGGGUGGAAAGAUUGGUCUGUUCGGUGGGGCUGGUGUUGGAAAAACAGUGCUGAUUAUGGAACUUAUCAAUAAUGUUGCCAAGGCCCAUGGUCGGUAGUUCUCCUUGAAACUCCUUGAAACCUAGGUGUUUUUAUGGGCUUGGUAUCUAGUUCUCUAAUAUUAAUUAUUUGAACAGGUGGUUUCUCUGUUUUUGCUGGUGUUGGGGAACGUACCCGUGAGGGUAAUGACUUGUACAGAGAAAUGAUUGAGAGUGGUGUCAUUAAGCUAGGGGACAAGCAGGCUGACAGCAAAUGUGCUCUUGUGUACGGUCAAAUGAAUGAACCACCGGGUGCUCGUGCCCGUGUGGGUCUCACUGGUCUAACUGUUGCAGAGCACUUCCGUGAUGCUGAAGGCCAGGAUGUGCUUCUCUUUGUUGAUAACAUUUUCCGAUUCACCCAGGCCAACUCAGAGGUGUCUGCCUUGCUUGGUCGUAUUCCAUCUGCCGUGGGGUACCAACCAACUCUUGCUACAGAUCUUGGAGGACUCCAAGAGCGUAUUACAACCACCAAGAAGGGUUCAAUUACUUCCGUUCAAGCUAUCUAUGUGCCAGCUGAUGAUCUGACAGAUCCUGCUCCGGCUACCACCUUUGCUCACUUGGAUGCCACCACUGUUUUGUCACGACAGAUUUCGGAGCUGGGUAUCUAUCCUGCUGUUGAUCCUCUGGAUUCCACAUCCCGUAUGCUUUCUCCUCACAUUCUAGGAGAAGAUCACUACGGAACUGCUCGUGGAGUGCAGAAGGUUCUCCAGAACUACAAGAAUCUUCAAGAUAUUAUUGCCAUAUUGGGUAUGGAUGAGCUAAGUGAAGAUGACAAGUUAACGGUUGCUCGUGCCCGUAAAAUUCAGAGGUUCUUGAGCCAGCCUUUCCAUGUCGCCGAAGUUUUCACAGGUGCCCCUGGCAAGUACGUUGAGCUGAAGGAGAGCAUCGCCAGUUUCCAGGGUGUGUUGGAUGGAAAGUACGACGACCUCUCAGAACAGUCAUUUUACAUGGUAGGAGGAAUCGAAGAGGUGAUUGCCAAGGCCGAGAAGAUUGCCAAGGAGAAUGCAUAGUAAAACACAAAGGGAAGAAGUGGCCUUUUUGUUUUUCCUUGUUAUUUUUGGGGGGCGGGUUUAAUCCCAUCAUGACAACUUAGCCUUUUAAUCUUGGGUGUUCCCCCGUCCUCUGAUAAUUCCGAAAAUCAAUAAUCUGUGUUUUAGACAGCCAGUGGCAAGGGGGAUUCCUUGCCCGAGGAUGAUGAUGAUAUGUUCAAAUUUUUUUGAGACUAGAAAAGAUUGCGGGAUUGGCUUUUUCUCUCUUGCUGGUCUUUUGAGGGCCCCGAAUUGGAUGCAGUUGAACCCCUCCCCGAAUUAUUUUGUUCAAUAAGCUGUUGGUGGGGAUGAUGAGAAAUAUGAUGUUGGGGAUUUGUAUAUCAGGUUCUGCCUUUGCGAGCUGACCUUUCUAGAUGCUCUGCUGUUUUUUGCUGUGACAAUUGUUGGCAAUUUCUGACCUGACUACGACGGUGGCUGUUAUUUGAUGGGCAGUAGUAUGUCUGUUGUUUGAUGAGCAGUAGCAUGAGGUGGUGGCGUGGUGCAUAGAUAUUGCUUCCAACAUGUUUUGGUUUAUCUUGUUCUAUUUUCAGACUUGUUCGGUCAUGAUUUGCUUCAAUAAUUAUCUGUAUUUCUUCUCUUUUGAUUUUUUAAAAUAGUAUUUUCAUUUAAAGAAAUCUAAGAUUGUAGGAGAGCUUAUCCUAGGAGAUUUCUUCGAAUUCUUGAUUUAUUUGCUCGGAUUCAGGCAUAUUGUCUCCUCAAUCGGAGUUUAUGUGUGAA
Linum tenue is the source of this 2851-nucleotide messenger RNA. The record is from the annotation of a GenBank genome assembly. Lineage: Eukaryota; Viridiplantae; Streptophyta; Magnoliopsida; Malpighiales; Linaceae.